GACUCGCAGUACUGAUGAAGUGGCUAAAACUUUCAACUCUAACUGUCUGAAACAAAAGUACAGUUUUACAGAAUGCCUUUCCGUUUUUGUCCCCAAUGUGGGACAAAGCUGCAGCCCGAUUUCAGAUUUUGCCCAUCAUGUGGGGAGAAACUUCCCGGCGCUGCUGAUGAACCUUCACCUGUUAGCUCACCUACCUCUUCAAAGGAUGAAGCAUCAGUGUCUGAAGCUGAAACAGGCCCUUCUUCAAGUUUUCAUGAAUCGAUUAAUACAACUCCGGUUUCACCUCGCCCUGCACUGCGAAAAGGCCGCAACUCCCUGCGCCUGGACAAAGCUGUUAAAUUCAGCAUCGAGGAUGUCCGUCAAUACACAACGCCCUCCCCUCGUGCUAGAGAUGCCGAACCCAAAGAUAUUGGUGUUGGAUAUGGAGUGUCUUCACCAGAAAGGCGCACAGCUGCUACACAAGUCAGUGCAGAGCUUGAACCAACUUCUAGGUCUGUUGUAAAACCCUCUCGACUUGUCCGGGGAAAAUCUAAACUCUCCAGUACCCCAAACAAGGAAGCAGAAGACAGCCCAUCGGAUAAAACCGGUGGCGUAUCACAGACAUCAGCAGUGGAUGGCUCUUCCCCCAUGUCCUCACCAAUCUCCAAGUCUCCUGUAAAAGUGACAGGCAGAAAUAAAGCCAAGAGAGCAAAGCUUGCAUUCGCAGUGGAGCCGCUGCAGGAGGGCGAGACGCUGACGGACACGACGGGUAACAAGUGGAAGCUGAUGAAGCUGCUCAGUCAGAGCACGUCGGAGCUGCUGUACGAAGUUUCACGACCCAAUUCAAAGGAAUCAGACCACAUCCUCAAACUGGGAGCUAAAGACGGAAGAAUCUUCAAUGAGCAGAACUUUCUGCAGAGAGCAGCCAAACCUGCAUCCGUGGACAAGUGGAUCAAACAAAACAAGAUGGAUUUUCUGGGUAUCCCGCCCUGCGCUGGCUUUGGUCCUCAUGCAGACUCAUACAGGUUUGUUAUUUUCCCUAACAUUGGUAGCUCUCUCUACUCUAUUAUGGAAGAAAACGACCAGCUUCUUUCUGAAAAGGCCGUUCUUCAGCUCGCCUGUAGAUUACUGGACGCGCUACAGUUUAUCCAUUCACACGAGUAUGUUCAUGCAGAUAUCAACGCAGAAAACAUCUACAUCAAACCAGGACAGAAAUCACAGGUGUAUCUGGUAGGAUACUGUCAUGCCUUCAGGUACCGUCCCGCGGGCCAGCAUGUGGAGUACCGUGAAGCCAGCAGAACACCACACGAGGGCACGCUGGAGUUUAUCAGUUUGGAGGCGCACAAGGGAGCAGCGCCGUCUUGCCGCAGCGACUUGCAGUCUCUGGGUUACUGCAUGCUGCGCUGGCACACAGGGAUGUUGCCGUGGACCGAAGUCACUCAGCCAGACAAGGUGGCUACACAGAAACAGAGAUACAAGGAAGAUGUUUCUGCCCUGUUGAAGUACUGCUUUGGGAAGAAGAAAGUUUCAUGUCCAUUUCAAACUUACUUGACAGCAGUGAUGGCUCUGGAGUACUCGGAGGAGCCCGACUACUCAGCACUGAAAGCAGGACUCACGGAUGGUUUACAGCAGCUGGGAGGGUCGGUAGAGCUGCCGCUCUGUUUGUAGGUGAGGACACGCCGCCCGGAGCUCACAGUCAAAUAUCUUCACAUGCACUUCGGUUUUAUACACUGAUGCCAGCAUGUUCUAGUUUGGCAGUGCCGGGUUUUCACUUAGAGCUCUCUCUUCUAGCAGGUGGUUUUAAUGUUGUCGUUUAUGUGUGCAAAUCAGGUUUUGUGUUCAGUUAAUCUUUGGUAUUAUCCUUAAAAAGCACGGGAGAGUCGUAUGACUUUCCAGGCUAGAGGAGUCCAAGUCUCCUUUUCAACCUCCACAAGUCUAAUAUAUUAUGAUGCCAAAAGGCUGUGUGUGUAGCUUGAUGAUCAACAUUCAGGGAAGCAAAGUUAAUGUGGUCCUUACUGCAGGUGAUCUACAAAAUUACUGACAAAACUGAAUUGAGCACAUGGGUGUUCAUAAUUUCAUAAUUGAAGGACAUCUGUGGGAGGAAUUUUAAGUUAUUUUCAGAUUGUAAAAAUGUUCCUACAUUCAGUGCGAAUGACUCUCUGGGUGAUUGGUAUUUGAAUCUUAAACCAUUUCAGUCUGCAAUAACUUUAAUUUAUACUUUUUUUUCUCUUGCAGAAAUAAAGCCAUAGCAAGAACUAAAUUUUUUUUUUUUUAUUCUGCUUUUAUCUAUGACGUUUAAUUGCACUGAAAGCCUUGUGUUUUAGAGUUCAAUAUGGGAUGUUGUCAUACUUUUAAUCAUUCAUUUUAUCAUUGACAUUUCUCAUCUAAAUGUAUUUUUUUUUUUUGCAUGUUAAUGAACAGGGGAGGCAAGUGGCAUUUCAGAUAGACUUUGGGUGACAAACACUUUUUUUUGUUGAAUGCAGUUAGUGUUUCUUAAGUUUGAGCUUUUAGUGUUUUCACUUUUGGGCUGUAAAUAGUUUACAUGUGUUUCUUGUUGGUAUGAAUAUAGGAAUGAAAAAGCACUGUUGUUUUAAAUGCUUCUGAAAAUGUAAAAUGCAUAAGCAGUACCUGUGGAUUGAUAAAAAUAAAAUUUCUAUAUU
This is a messenger RNA of Cololabis saira (Pacific saury), 2639 nucleotides long. It is a transcript of the gene vrk3, whose product is annotated as VRK serine/threonine kinase 3. Gene Ontology annotation, molecular function: ATP binding; protein serine/threonine kinase activity. Bases 73 to 1647 code for a protein of 524 amino acids. Gene Ontology annotation, cellular component: cytoplasm; nucleus. NCBI's taxonomy places the organism in Eukaryota, Metazoa, Chordata, Actinopteri, Beloniformes, Belonidae. The transcript is spliced from 15 exons. The record is from RefSeq and is a predicted model, not a curated record. Gene Ontology annotation, biological process: peptidyl-serine phosphorylation; signal transduction.